Messenger RNA from Notodromas monacha, 6950 nucleotides. The record is from the annotation of a GenBank genome assembly. NCBI's taxonomy places the organism in Eukaryota, Metazoa, Arthropoda, Ostracoda, Podocopida, Cyprididae.
CCACAUGUAAAGCAUGUGAUGAUCACGUUGUUCACCUUGCGGAAACCGUGCGUGGUUAGUGAGCUUACGGCGAGCUUUAUCACGUUACUCACGAUUACUAUUGCGAAGUUGAGUUCGUGAGAUUUCUCGGUUUCUCAAGCUGUGCACGUUCAGAGGCAACACGAGCUUUUCUGACCUUGUUAACAUGAGCGAAUUUGUGGUGUUUCAAGGGAAAGUUGGACAAGGAAUUUGGACCUGACUAUACUGUGAAAUCUGUCUCCAAAAUGUAGAAUUGCGCCAGAAAGAAAUACUCCUGAUUCUUACGUCAACUUCUGCGCAUUUGGGGAUGAGGUUAUGUGUUUAUAGAUUUCAGAUAUUGUCAAUUGCUGCCUUCCAGGCCAGAACAGGUUCGUCGUGUGCCUCAACUCCUUCCAACUGAUAUAACGGUGGAGAAGCAGAUAAUUUCGACAUGUUCUGAAAUUAUCAUUCCGGUACUUGUACCUUUGUCGAAUUCAGUUUCGCGUGUCUUCCGUGAAUAAUCAUGCUGGAGUACAUGAAUGAUCUGGAAAAGGAGGACUUUCAUUCGGAAGUUUUCGUCGAGCGGCAGUCCCAGAAAUUGAGUGGAACCCAGCAGUUGAACACGGAAGAAUUGUAUGCUGGAUUUAUCCAGACCAUGAAAGACUUGGAAACAAUGAAGUUGCAAGCGCAACGAAAGCAGGAGAAAUUGCAGAAAACCUUAGUCCAAAGAGAGAAAGAACAUUGGAAGAAAAUCGCUACCCUGCAAGCCCGACAACGAGUAGCGUUCGAGUCAUUGAAAGAUCUCGAAGCAAGCAUGGCUGCUCUUUCAGGAAAAUUGGUGCCCAUGGGGCAGAGACUGGAGAGUCUUGAAGUACCUCGUGCGCGUGCUCAAGAGUCUCACACGCUUUUGGACUUCAUUCUUCAAUUCCAUUUAAAUGGACGACCGUCGGACAUAUUCACCAAUCCGAAAAGACUGGACGAACUGUCGGAGGUUAUUCAAAAGCUGUACAACACAUCCAAGUAUCUUCCUCCGGACUUUGGUACAACGAAACGUCAAAUAAGUCUGAAGUAUCGAGACAUCGAGAAGUACUUGGUGAAAGAAUUCACCGAUGCUCUAAAGGUUGGCGAUGUCCGGAAGAUGAAGGCGAUUGCUCAUCGCUUAAGUCCGUUCAGUGACUAUUCCCAGUGCAUUGCGGCCUUUGUUGACGACAAUCUGAAACAUUUGAAUGAUGUCCCAUUGAACGAAAUGUUCACGGAGAUACCGAACUUGUGCCGACGGAUUUUGCCUGUGAUGGACGAAAUUUUCGUUAACCCUGAUGUUGUUGCGUCGAAGUUUAUUGACCCACUACUAUCUGGAUCUUUUAGGGAAAAGGUCGUAGUUGCCUUGCAACCAAGUAUGUCCUCCAAAUCUGGAAGCUACUUGGAUACCCUAAGCACAUUAUAUUUCAGAACGCAGAGAAUGGUGGCGGAAAUGUCGGAAUUGAAUCUGGGAACAGAUUCCAGGAACAUUCUCAAGCGAAAUCAGAAUGAGAUUUUUGCGCAUCAGCGAGGAUCGUACGCAAGUAUGGAACUACGUUCGCUGGAGGAAACUGUGGAAGCUCUCCGAAACAAAUAUUAUCAGUCGUUGAACCACCAAAAACGGCCAGUGGCAUUGAAAGGAUUUUCAGAGAUGAUGAGCGAUGUGAACACCGUGAAAGCCUUUAUGGCCAGGCUUGGUGAGCUGGGAGGCGACAAUGCGCAUUUGAUCGAUGGGGAGACUUAUUUGUCUGAAGUUGUGGCCAUCAAUAUUCUGGAGGAAACCAAGGCUUCCCUUAAACGCUGUGAUCUUUUGUGCGAGGGUGCUACCAAAGAAGACAUGUGCUGUAAAAUUUUCAAUGUGAUGAUCAAUGCGGUGAUGAUUGAGUUGGUGGAGUAUGCGGUGGAUCUUGGGCUGAAGCGGGUUCUUUCUGCACCCACACCUGCUGUUACGGAUGGUCAGACGGAACCCGUCGGUUAUCCAGAUGAUAUCUUCCUGGAUGUUGUGAGAAAAAGCAACUCCAUCGCGAUAUUCUUCAACAAACAAUUUCAUGAGUCCGUCUUGCCGCUGAUUUCGGCUUCAGGAACAAAACACGCUGAAUGCAUGCACAAGAAGAAAACUCUGUUCGCGCAGUUGGAGACAAAGCUGAACCAAGGCCUGCAGAAGCACGUCGGCACUGUGAUCAAUUAUGUAAAGUACUUGCUGCAAUGUCUCCAGCGGCGCGGUUUUGACAAGACUCCCGCUGAGGAUCAAACAUUGGACUUGGCAACUCCUACCUCUGAUGCAUGUAACAGAGUGGUGCGAUACAUCAAGGGCGUUGUGAAAAAAGCGAGGGACAGUCUGGAUGGACCAAAUCUCGAAGCUUUUCUGGGUUCGUUGGGCUUGAAAUUCCAUCGGACCAUUUACGACCACAUUUUGUUGUUUUCUUAUUCGUCAUCAGCCGCGAUGAAUUUGAUCUGCGAUUUGAAUUUGUAUCGGAAAUGUGCUGAAGAACUCGGGAAUCCGAUGGUGACAAAAGCAUUCGAUGUGCUUCACGCUCUCUGCAAUCUACUUAUCGUGCCUUUCGAGAACCUAACUGUUAUCUGUUCUCAGGAUCAGUUGAUGUCAGAAGGGUGUGAGAAUCAGGACGUGGGUCUUCGAAAACGGCGCCGAACGGCGUCCCUAGAGGCGGAGGAGAUGGUGAGUCUGGGUCGAGGCGACGAAGACGACGACUUGUCGCGAUACGCUUACAAAUCCUUGUCGUUUGCGGAGCACGAACUCCUGCACCUUCCUGAAACGGUCGUCAUGGCGACACUCACUCCACCGAACACCAGCGGCAAGGCGUCGGACGAUGAAAGCAGAUCGGGGGACAUUGCCAAAGAUACGUCGGAGGCGAGUGUGGUCCAACCAUUACUGGAGAUCGUUGACCACACCGAGUCUGCCCUUACAUUCGCCUGCCAAGUAUGUGUGCCCUUCCUGAUCGCGGGCAUGGGGAUGGUUGCUGCUGGCUUGUACCUCGACGUUGUUCAGCAUUGGAAAGUCUUCAAGCACUUGCCGGAAAUUUUCAUCAUGGUUCCGGCUUUGCUAGGGUUGAAAGGAAAUCUAGAAAUGACCCUAGCGUCUCGUUUGUCGACACACGCGAAUCUGGGCAACAUGGAUACGUCAUCUGCGAAGUGGAGCAUGGCUGUAUCGAAUCUAGCGCUCGUUCAGUGCCAAGCGUUGGUUGUUGCAUUCCUUGCAUCCAUGGCCGCCAUGUUACUUGGAUGGGGACCUCAGGGCACAUUCAACUUCUAUCACGCGUCUCUAUUGUGCGCCGCCGCGUUACUGACUGCGAGUUUGGCUAGUUUCGUGCUAGGUCUAGUGAUGAUAUUCGUAGUUCUUUUGAGUCGUCGUCUGGGUAUAAAUCCAGACAACGUAGCCACACCAGUAGCUGCAUCGUUGGGCGACAUUACGACGUUAGUUUUACUCUCUGGUAUUGCCGAGCUUCUAUUUCACGAACAGUAUUUAUGGUUGUCGCCUGUGAUAGUCGUGCUAUGUCUUUUAUCCACUCCCUUGUGGGUGUACUUGGCUCGCCAGAAUCAUCACACUCGAGUUGUCCUACUGACGGGCUGGACUCCGGUCAUUUCGGCCAUGGUCAUUAGCAGCUUCGGUGGGUUGAUCCUGGACCUCGCCAUAGUAUCUUACAAAGGCAUAGCAGUUUUCCAACCGGUGAUAAACGGUGUAGGAGGGAACUUAGCUGCGGUGCAGUCCUCCAGGUUGUCUACUUAUUUGCAUCGCCACGGAAAUCUUGGCCAGUUACCACCUGAAGAAGGGGACCGUGUCUGCGUAUCUCCUUGGGGAUUGUAUUUGGGCAAGAGUUUGCACGCGAUGACUGCAAGGGUGCUUUUGAGCUUCGUCAUUCCUGGUCAUUUGGUAUUUUGUCUAGCCAUAUCAGUCCUCAAGCGUGGCCAUACCAGUGUAACGCCGGUAUUCGUGUUCUUCUACGACCUUGCCGCUUUACUGCAGGUGGGAGUUCUCUUGUAUGUUGGUCACAUGAUGGUGCUUUGGAUGUGGCGUCGUAAGAUAGACCCGGACAAUUCUGCCAUUCCCUACCUCACAGCUCUGGGUGACCUUUUGGGCACCGGAUUUUUAGCGUCGGCUUUCUACAUUAUCUUCCUCAUCGGCGACCAGGACAACGGUGUCGGUGACUAAAUAUUUGUAUUUGUUUUGCUGCCUUUUCCCAGGGUGGACGGGAAAAUUGGGCUUUUAGUGCAAUUUUUCUGGAUGCAAUACAAAUAAAUGGCUUGCGGUAACCACGCCAAAUCUUUUCUUCAACCAUGUGUACAGUUGUGCGGAUUCAACGAUCGAGAUUUUUUGUUGUUUCUGAUUUCGAAAAAUACGCAUGGUUUUGAGGUUUUCAAUUCUCACUAAGUUGUCUUGAUCAUGAGUAUGUGGAAGUUCACUACAUCUGUUACCUCCGAAGUUUUUUUUACGUUGAGUACCGAAAAAGUUACUGUGCAGCGUAAUUAAUUUCAAACUCUUCCCCACCUCUUCUGUCAAAAUUUUAAAUUUUCCGAGGUGGAUAGAUUGCUGAUUACCAUGCAUUCAACUUUUACAAUUGAUGUCGAUCAGCUUCUUCCUUUAUUGCUGGUGUCGAAUGGGCCCAUACUUUUUUUCAAUUGAUGAAGACUGGCUUUUACCAAGUAUUCGAGAAAUUAUUUUUAAACCUUCUCGAAUUAUUAUUCACCAAUGUAAAUGCGUUUCACGCAAGAAUUUAAGUUUUGUCGAAUGCUGACUUCUCCGCUGCACAGUGACUUAUGCAGCGUCCUGUAUUGUUCAAAGGAAACCUAUAGAAAACCACAUUAGUCGAAGAAUCCAUGGAUGGUGGAAUUUUAGGUUUCGGUAGUCGUGUUUAAAGUGCAGCAUUGGACAAUCCAUGGUUGAAGAAAAGUUUUCGUGUGGGUCCUUCUCAUGGAGAUGAUGAGUUAAUUAGGAAAGUAUUUCAAUCAGUAUUUAUGUAUGAAUCGUCUCUUGAAUCUACAAGAGAGAUUACCUACGUUGGAGCCAUGGUUUGUUUUUGCUGCAACGUGAAGUGAAAUCCUCUGGAUCUGGAAAAAAUCCCAUUUAUUCUAUUUGUUGUGUUUUCGGGCGCUAUUUUUCUUCAAGUUGCUGAGUUGACCGGUGCGAAAAAGGAACCGCUCUUCUCGUUUGCUGUUUUGGGAUGAACAAUUGUGGCUAUGAUUUUUUGGCAUUGCGCUUCGGAUCUCGCUUGUGUUGUGUGCUGUUUUGUGGAUUUCGUUUUAUUUUAUCUGAGUUCUUGUUGAUUUCAGGGACGAAUAUUUCUUCUCACUAAGGUUUGUCACACUUCGUUGUCGACCCAAGUGACCCUUUGAAUUAUAACCUUUGGUUUUGAUCUCGCAUGCAAAACAUUCGAGGGUUGUUCCUGGUUGUUAUUUUGCAAUCGACCUCUCCUGAUGGUCGAAUGGAGAGGUGCAGGUUGCGUAGUGAUUCUUCGUCUCCAGUAGGCAUUUACACGCACUUCGUGCAAUUCGGCAUCAAACUUUCGGAAAAAACUUCUUUUUUCGUCCCUGAAAGCAACAAACUUAUUCAGAGCUCGAAAAGAUUGAGUUCGCUUUCUGGUCGAUCAACAGCCGGUCCGCUACCCGUUCAUAAAGGCGUGUGGAGACGGUUGCCGAUUAAGAAUCCUAUCCGAAUGUCUUAUUGACUUCCCGGACGAAAUCGGGGAAAAUAUAUCCGCCAAAGACGAAAGUGAGAACUGGAAAGAGAAAGAAUCAUGUAUUGGAACGAAAGUCGGAAUAUUUAGCCUAUGUCUUGUAUUCGGAAUGAAUCCUGGGGACUGGAAACAAAAUCUACGUCCACACACUUUCCAAGAUGCCCUCCGGAAAAACAUACUCGAUAUUCUCGUCCAGAAAAGGAAAAUUCUUCGUGCAUGACUCAUUAUUGUUUGUUUUCUUGCUACUCGGUUUGUGUUUUCUGUUGAGAUCCAGCGCUAUUUGGAAUCGAAAGCUAGUUCGAAGUAAAACUUUUGGUGAUGCGAAUAAAUGGUUAGUGGAAGCGAUUUGGAGCUGUCACGUGGAACGCUCGACGCGUCAUCGGUCUCAAAAACAAAGAAGAUUCUCAAUGUCAGCCGGAAUUUUGUGACUGUCAGCUUGUUACCAUGUUUCUGAAUUUUCUUGUGUACUUCGAAACCUCGAAAAACUUCGAGGGCAAUCUAACCUUCCAGCUAAUUACAAAAAAAUCCUGAAUUGAUCCCGAAUUGCUCUUGGUUGAGGCGUUCUGAUAUUUCUGCGUCGUAUUCAAUUUUGACAAUUUCUUUUUAUUCUUGCCGCAAAGAAAUCUAGUUUUACAGGACUUAUUUCCAGAAAUUUUUUCAAUCGUUCACUUGUUUGUCAUCAAACCCUAAAUGUGAAAUAGCUAGUCCAUUUACAUGCACGCUUCAUGCUUUUCAAGAGUUCGUCCCGUGUGUAGGCUGAGAAGGACGAUCGAUUGGUGAAAUUGCGCUCAGUUGUGUGCAAAAUGUAUUUGAUGCGAAACUACCUUUGAGUAGUGCAGUUGCAAUCUCAAGCUGAAAUCUUACUUCAAAAUUGAAUCAAUCUUGUGGCGUGGAAUGAGUAUACAAUACUGUACUGCCGAAAGAGUUAGUUUUUUCCACGACCAAGGCCUCAAUGAGCAUCAUCCAUUUGAGAUGUCAUUUCCCCGUGAGCCAGUCGAGAUGAAGAUUCGUCGGUGUCGCCUAGUUAAGAUGGUUUUUUUUCGUUAUUGUAGUUGGGGAGGAAACGAUUACUCACGUUGAGAUGAGACCUGAUGUAAAUCACGCGCAGUUUGUCAAUAUUUUGCGGUUGGUUGAUGGAGGGAGAAUGGGUCAGGUGCUGGAGUUCGGAGUGUGACCCUACCAUGUGUUGCUUCGGAACAUGCAGUGAGAUCUUUGUGACGGUUGGAGAGGAAACUCUUCUGAUAG